AACUCAUGCCUCUGUUUGUUGUACGGAGGAGACCCUUUCACAGGUGCACAGUGUACACCACCAGUCCAAGAGUGGACAUUCCCCGUCUCGAGACAACAAUUAUUCCCUCAAAAUAUAACACGUAAUUAUUAAUUAAUUCCUCUGUGAAUUUCCACUGUGCAAUUUCUAGUGAAUUUCUUAUUACUAUUUUAUCUACCAGAAUUUAUCGAUUGUUAUGUCUUGUGCGAGUCUCUUCCCAUUAUAUUCACACCGGAAAUCGUGUCUUUGAGGUACUUUGUGUUAAACCGGUUCCUUUCUCAUUCUCUGUCAAAAGUUUUGGAAUAACCAUGUGAAGGAUGUUCUGAAAAAAAUUCAUGGCUUUGUGGCUGUUACGAGUGUUUAACGUGCAGUUGCGAUAAUAGUUAAUUCAUUGUGAAUGAAGAGACAAGAAUAUUCUUCAGAUGUGGCAGGAAAUGAGUGUCUGGACACGUGAAUGCUAUCCGCUGCUACGAUGCUGAAGAUAUUGGUGAUUAUUUCGUUGGUUUAUUUGAAUUCAGCGCAAUUGAUUAGGGAUACAAGAUGCUUUCUGGAGAAUGGUGCAACAUCCUCUCAUCUAUUUGUCAGCGAGGACAAGAGGGUCGGCGAUACCAUAGGCAUUUUAGGGGUCCUUGGGGAUCCCAGCAUCGACGGAGACAUCGAAUUACAUCUUCAAGAGCACGAUAGUCCAGUUACUAUAUUACCUCAUACGCGAAAUUUAACGCUUAUUAGACCACUUGAUAAGGAGGGAAUCGAUGGUCCCGCCAGUGUAUACAUUAACAUUAUAUGCGAGAGACGACACACGCUAGAUCCCGGCUUCAUGAUACCUGUAAAUAUACGAGUCACCGAUGCCAAUGAUAAUGCGCCCCAAUUCGUCAAUGCACCCUACAUACUCAACAUAUCCGAGGUCACCGUUGUUGGUACUCGUGUCCUCCAGGGAGUCAGAGCCAUCGACGCCGAUCAACCGGGACCUUACUCCACCGUUCAAUACGCUGUUCUACCUGGCCUACAUUCCGAUUACUUCGUGUUCAUAAAUGCCUUGGAGGGAACUCUGGUGCUGCGAAAACCUCUGGAUUAUGAAACACUGAAUAAUUUCUCUGUCAAUAUUCGCGCCCAGGAUCAAGGAAAUCCUCCGCAGUCAUCCAUUACGACACUCUCGGUGAAUGUAAUCGACGCAGAUGAUCAAAAUCCGGUAUUUCUGUACGACCAGUACAGCAUCAUAAUUCCGGAAACAGUUAGAAAUAGAAAGGUGUUGGUGAUUUCACCAGGGGCUAUUGAAGCGCGGGACCAAGACGCUGGGAUCAAUGCACCAAUUAAAUACACCAUUCAGGGUGGAAUUCUUCCUUUCUUGAGUCUCAAUUCGCAGACCGGUGAAAUUUCUCUCGCACGUCCUCUGAUGGACCAUGAAUUAUCGACAGCUGUUACUAUGGUUAUCAAGGCAACGCAAAUUGACAAUCCGGAUCGAUACAGUCUCGCAACUGUUAUGGUGAGUCGAGAGGAUGGACGAGAAUCAUCGCCAGGAGCAGGUGGCAAUUUGCCAGUGAAGUUCGUCCUGAAGAACUUCAUUGCGAGUGUCUCUGAGAACACUCCACCAGGUAGUAUAAUCCUCACGACAGGAGUGAACAAAAUAGACCCGAAAUUGCGAUUUCAUCUGGACGGCGCACCCGAAGAGCUGGAGAGAUUCUCCAUCACUCAUUCUGGGGAUUUACUCCUGAAGGAGCCGUUGGACUACGAGAAGAAAAUUCUCCACAGUUUCGUCAUUCACGUCUCCGACGGAACAAACAAUGACACGGCGAGGGUGAAUAUCUCAGUGCAAGACGUUAACGAGUGGGAGCCACGAUUUCGCCAUCCGCGAUACGAAUUUCAUGCACGAACUUUGAGGGUUGGUUCGAUCGUGGGUCGAUUGGAAGCCGCCGAUGGGGAUCGAGGGGAUCGAGUUUCCCUGUCCCUUCGUGGACCGGACGCUAGACUCUUUGAAAUUCGAGACAAUGGAGAGCUCAUCCUCACGUCAACGGGCCCCUUCAACGGAUCUCUGGCUAGACUCGUUGCGGUCGCCUCGGACACGGGGAAACCACCGAGAACGAGCAUGAUACCCCUGAUCGUUCACAUACCACCGAAUGCUAGAUCUCCGAUUGCAGCUAGAGCUGCUCCUGCCUGGCUCAAUGGGAGUAUUUUACUUGUUGCUGUUUUUGGAGUCGUCUUAGGACUUCUAGGAGUUGUUAUUUUAAUUCUUAUUCUUUAUAUCUACAAACAAAAGCGACCGAAAAAUUCGGGUUCAGUAAAUUCCAUUGGGACUGGAUAUCGGGGAAAAUCCCCGGUCCCCUCUGCUCUGAGUUCGAGCCCCCAAAUCCUGGGGGCAACUGCCCUCCACGAGGAGAACUCAAAAAAUUCAACGCGUAGACAACGUGGAACGAAGAAUCCGGUCUUCGGGGAGGAUAACGAGAACCCAUACAACGCAGGAAGUAUUCAAGACAAUCGACAGAUUCCGAGCUACGGCCGCCACAAAGUCGCACCAAUGCCAAUCACCCCGUCCUUAUCCGCGACAUCUAACAUCCCAAACAUUGGCGGGCUCGUCCAAAACAUGAAUGAUCUCAGUGCGAGAAUGAAUUUGGAUACGGUUUCCCAAAAUUCUUCGAAUUACUCCGGGGAUCCACCCGACUCUCUGAUCCCCGCCUGGCCCCCGGAUGACUCCAGACAUGUGAAAAAAUUAUCUUGGAAUGAUGACAGCAGAACUGGUGACAGUGUCGAUACAAUGGGUCCAGAUCAACGAACUGAAAACACUCACCCAGGACCUGACAAACUCAAUCUCACUGUCUACUUCUAGCAGUGCAAUUCAAAUAAAUACCAAUUAUUA
Molecule: messenger RNA, 2869 nt
Organism: Fopius arisanus
Lineage: Eukaryota; Metazoa; Arthropoda; Insecta; Hymenoptera; Braconidae
Gene: Cad96Cb
Product: protocadherin Fat 4-like Cad96Ca
Exons: 12
Coding region: 473-2839 (788 amino acids)
Biological process (GO): homophilic cell-cell adhesion
Cellular component (GO): plasma membrane
Molecular function (GO): calcium ion binding
Source: RefSeq, a predicted model, not a curated record